ACGCGCUACUCCAUUUUUAGUGAUGCAACUGGAACAGCUUCCCACCGCACUAUGGUCUAUGGAUGAUCUGUGAGGUGGCCCUCUAAGCACUGGAUUCGCGUGGGGUUGGGUAUGAGCGAAUACACGCUAGACAAACUCAGUGAAGAUGUUGGAAGAGCAGAGGCGAAUAUGGCUCCGAUCAAAUCCAGGAAAUUGAAGUGAGAAGAGACAGAAAGAGAGAAAGAUGGCAGCAGACGUGGCAUGCUGUGGAACCAAGUUCUUCAUAUAUGUGUUGAUAAUCGUGGGAUUGGUGGGGUUUGCGGGUCUCAUGGCUGGACUCACUCUGGGACUCAUGUCUCUGGGUCUCGUCGACCUCGAAGUCCUCAUCAAGUCGGGCCGCCCUCAGGAUCGCAUCCACGCCGCAAAAAUAUUUCCGGUGGUAAAGAAUCAGCAUCUUCUGCUUUGUACACUUCUUAUCGGCAAUUCUUUAGCUAUGGAGUCUCUUCCCAUCUUCUUGGACAAGCUGGUACCUCCAUGGGCUGCAAUUCUGAUAUCAGUCACUCUCAUUCUCAUGUUUGGCGAGAUAUUGCCACAAGCUCUCUGUACCAGAUAUGGCAUGACUGUAGGAGCAACAAUGGCACCCUUUGUCCGGGUCCUUCUUUUGUUAUUCUACCCCAUUGCUUAUCCAAUUAGCAAGGUUCUCGAUUGGAUGUUGGGCAAGGGACAUGCUGCCCUUUUAAGAAGAGCAGAGCUUAAAACAUUUGUGGAUUUUCAUGGCAAUGAGGCUGGGAAAGGAGGGGACCUAACACAUGAUGAGACUACUAUUAUUGCUGGGGCACUCGAGUUAACUGAAAAGACUGCCAAAGAUGCCAUGACUCCCAUAUCGAAGGCAUUUUCCCUUGAUCUGGAUGGAACUCUUACUUUGGAGACUUUGAAUGCAAUAAUGACAAUUGGGCAUAGUAGAGUUCCAGUUUAUGCUGGAAAACCAACAAAUAUAAUUGGACUUAUCCUGGUUAAAAAUCUUUUAAUGGUUGAUCCAGACAAUGCUGUUCCUCUAAGAAAAAUGGUCAUAAGAAAAAUACCUAGGGUUUCUGAAAACAUGCCUCUUUAUGAUAUUCUAAAUGAAUUUCAGAAGGGCCACAGUCACAUUGCUGUUGUAUUUAAGGAUAUGAAUGAGACAAAAGAGGUACAAAAUAAAACAAAAGACGGUGCACUUCAGGUGUCUAUGAAAAGAGAGCAUGAUGAGGUGGGAGCUACUGCAGUGACUCAUAAUCUAGGAGUUAAACAGGAAUUGCAUGAUGCUGGCACAGCUGUAGCCAAGAAUGAUGCAGAUCUACAGCAAAAGAAAAAUCCUGCUGUUCCUGUCUUUAAGAAGCGACAUAGGGGUUGUUCAUUUUGCAUUUUGGAUGUUGAGAAUGCUCCCCUUCCUGAGUUCCCACCGAAUGAAGUUGCUGUUGGUGUAAUUACUAUGGAAGAUGUCAUUGAAGAACUUCUUCAGGAAGAGAUAUUGGAUGAAACUGAUGAAUAUGUAAAUAUCCACAACAGGAUAAAGGUCAACAUGCAUGCAUCAUCUCAGGAAAAGGAUCCCAACUCAAACCCACCACAGCCUUCUACCAAGGUGUCAUCCAUUGCUGGCAUGCUUACCCCUACACUGCCAGCGUCAACAGGCCUCAACCCUGCUCAAAAUUCUCCCACUUCUCCAUGCCUGGAAGCUCCAGGUCCCACACCAACCCUCUCAAUCUCUUCCAGUACUUCAAAAUCAGGCUCGUCCAUUACAACACAUAAACUAUCUGGAGAGGAUCUGUUAAGAGACUGUUAACGUGUUGUUUUCUUUGUUCCUUGUCUGAUUAUCAAGCUUAAAAGAAGUGAAUACUGCAUAAGAUAGCUAGAAGGCCGGGCUUGGUCACUUUAGGAAGACUAGGGAGGAAGUUGUAUGCCUAACAAGAAAACUAGAUGGACUGCUCUAAAUAUUGUUUUGUGAUAGUUAGCAGAAUGAACCCCAUGCAUUGAGGUCUAUGUUGAGGUUGAUGUGUAUUAAUGUAUGUUUUAUUGUUGAUCGACUUGUACUAAUAUUUAUGUUCUCUGGCCUGUUGGAGAAGAAGUAGAAAUUACUGGCCUGUUUGUUAA
Messenger RNA from Vitis riparia (riverbank grape), 2106 nucleotides. RefSeq names its product DUF21 domain-containing protein At1g47330. The record is from RefSeq and is a predicted model, not a curated record. Gene Ontology annotation, cellular component: intracellular membrane-bounded organelle. The coding region runs from base 224 to 1798 and encodes 524 amino acids. The transcript has 12 exons. Gene Ontology annotation, biological process: magnesium ion homeostasis. Lineage: Eukaryota; Viridiplantae; Streptophyta; Magnoliopsida; Vitales; Vitaceae.